Paramuricea clavata is the source of this 3247-nucleotide messenger RNA. The record is from the annotation of a GenBank genome assembly. Lineage: Eukaryota; Metazoa; Cnidaria; Anthozoa; Malacalcyonacea; Plexauridae.
CCAAAACAAAAUGUGUACUAAAAGGAUUAGUAUGAAAUUCUUGUGUUGUGACUAUAUUUUACAGUAACAAGGAGAGUCAAGUUUCUUUAAAGAUUUCAUGGUUUUCAUCAAAAUUAAUCUAAGACGAUGAUUUUAGGCGAGGAGAGCUCGUUGUCAAUGGGUGAAUCGAGGGAUGGUGCCUCUUUCAUUGAAAAUGAUAGUUUUUCUUUGUAUAAUGACGAAAUUCUGAACGCUAGUACGCCAAGACGAGGACGAAGCGUUUCAUACCUGGAACUAACAAGUCCUUAUAAUGAAACUUCUCUUCUAUCCGAUACAAGUUUACAACGAAUGCGUUGUCUAAGCCAGAGCAUAAACGAUUUGAAAAUAUUACGAGAAAAACAACAAGAACGCAGACAUGAAAUGGGAGACUUACUCAAUGAUGAUUUCCUAAAGGAGCACGCAAGGAAAUUAAAAGACGCCAGGGAUAAGAUCAAGGUGCUUGAAGCGAAAUACCAAGGUCCACAACGAACACGUAACAAGCUUGAUAUUUCGAGUUUGGAGAGAAAAAGGAGUUCAGGCUUGGGGGAGAAAAAUGAAAGUUUACUUCUCGCAGGAAAUACAGGUGAGCUUUCGUCACUUCAAGGUCAUAAGGCUAAACUAACUUUAUUGAUACUCGAUAGCUCUAUAUCACUUCUAAACUGUUCUUCCGACUGAGUAAGGAAAAUUCUUUAUUGGUCAAGAGUUACUGCAGGAGAAACCCGUAGUAGCCAAAGAAGACCUGUGGUGUUUGGCAAUUAACAUUCCAACCCGUCUUAGUGAACUCUCAUCGCCUCUUGUGUUUGUUUAAGUAAGGUUUAAAUGAAGCUCAGUUUAUUUGCAUAAUUUGUCAUAGACAUUGUUCAAGGAAGCGCCUUUCACCUUUUCUCACGUUUGAUUAUUGCUUCACAAUCAAGACAUUCAUUCAUGUGAAAAGACAUUCACAAUCAAGACAUUCAUUCAUGUGAAAAGACACCGUCAAUGACGCAAUGCUCUGUGGGUUUCCCCGAUAUGUUUGCGGAGGGAAUGUUGAUAGGUUAGGUGAUAUAAUGAUAGGGCAGGGUAAGGACAUAUAGCAGUAGAUUCAUGACUCUAUCAGCUUAGCUCCAGUAAAAUAUAUAUGAUUGAGUGGAUGAUAUAUCAUUACUUAUUAGAGGAGGAAACUGAUGGAUAUAGGGGAUCAACACAGGAACAAAACAGGAUAACCCAAGCCCACCCACGAAAGCCAAGACCGCUAACAUGGGCGAGCGAAGAAGAUUUCAGCUCUGAAUGUAAUUCAUUGUCAUCGCUCGGUUCAAACAGACAGCGGAAGAUGGAAAUUAUUCCUGAAAACUUGGACUGGAAUCGUAAUCGUUGCCAUGGAGAUGAAGGUAAGCGUUCAUCUAACGUUCUCAACAAGUAACUGGAGUAUGUAUCAGUUGGUGGGUUUCAGUAAGUGUCACAGGGCAGCAGAUGGUGCUCAACUUCAGCAAUGUUCACACUUGUGCAGAGCAAGCAAAUUAAACUAAAGAUAUCUGUUUAGUAAUGAAAAGAAUGAACAUUAUUUUCUCACUCUGAUAACUGCAGGUUGACCCCCAUCUGCUGCACGAUAAUGCUUAGUGAAAGUCACCAUAGUGACCAUAGUCACCAUAGUGUGCAGUAUACCAUUCAUGACUUACAUAUAAAGACAGAUAAAAGGAUAGCAUGCAGUCGAUAUUUAAAGAAGGAACACGUAUCUUUUCUGUAUAGGAACCACCACACACCAUUUCACACCAAGAGAACAGUCAAGAUCCACCCCAACGACCAAUGCAACAAAAUGGCGCAGUAUGCCGAACCUACUAACUAGCGAGAACGCUUUUACCGAAAACCGAACUUUCAUGCCCGGCGAGGCUAUACCGCUUGACCCAACUAGCAAAAAACACCACACAAAAUUCACCCGAAGAACUGGCUUCUACAAGGUCAACGAAAUUCCAGGAAAACGUUCCACUCAUUCAAGAAGCAAGAAACAAAAAAUACGAGAAUUUUUUCACAGAAAAAGUUCAUCCAAGUCCAAGAAAAAUUCCGAAAAGCUCGUGAGUUCCCCGAAGGAAGCUCUCGCCUUAGGCAGAGUGGUAGGAUGCCAUUCCAGCAUAGACACUGCUUAUAUUAUCGAACUUCGCAGACCAGAUAAAGUGACCUUUGGAUUCAACAUUCGUAAAGGAUACGAAGAACGCAAAGACGGUAUGUUCGUUUGUAAAAUUGUGGAUAAAAAGGCCGAGAAAUUUCUGGGUGGACUCCUACAUGUGGGCGAUGAAAUUUUGGAGAUUAAUAGCACGAAUGUGAGGGAGAAAAGUUUAGCGUUCGUUCAGAAACUUAUUAAAAAUGCUGAGAAAUUAGAGUUAGCUAUAUUGCCUUGUAGCUCGUGUAAGGAACAGUAGUUUUGCCCGGGUUUGUUAAAGUAUGGUCUUAUUAAUGUAGUGUUUUCGUCAAAAUUGCCGGUUGGUUUUCACCAAGAACACAAAAAAAACUACAUGUACAUGAUGUAUUUAACUAUUAUUUUUUAUAUAUAUUAUAUAAGGGUGAUUAUAUGUUAUUAAAUAUGAAUUUUUGAAAUAUAUUAUUUAAGAGUGAUAUAUGCUUAAAUAUAAUUUUUAUGCUGUAUAAAUAUUUUACGAUACAUAUAGACAGAUGGUUCACUAAAAUUUCACACUUUCAAUACGGUGGUCGUUGCUAUAGUGUGCCAAAAUUCACGCAUUUUCUCACAUCUUCAAGCUUAUGAGUUAUAUACAUGUUGUUUAGUUGCCACCAACGUUUAUCACCAACAACUUAUCAACAACAAGUUGUUGAACAAGUUGUUGAAAUGCAUUCUGAUCGCAAGUUGUGUGUAACAACUUUUUGUAACAACUUGCAACAAGUAUUACAAGUUUAGUUACAACAUACCUUCAUAGCUUAUCAUGUCUAUCAUAACUUUGUUCCCAUAAAACAACAGUUUUGUCCGCACUGCUACUAAGAAACACACACUCACUUGGAUGCCAACGACAUUGAAUGACUUUGUCUCUGUGUGUUGCCACAACACGUGACUCGGAUAGCAUCUCACUGCUGUUGUAAUGUACACUGGUAACUGCUACGCAUGCGUCGUAGGAACCCGUGAGGAGGUGCUGGGAGUCUGGGGAGAAUCGAAUAGAUCUACAGUCCAUUUCGUGCGGAGUAAAUGAAGUAAUCGAUCUCCUUGCGCCAACAUCGUAAACUAUACAUUGACCGUUGUCAUCAGCUG